AUGCCUGCAGAGCGCGCAGGAUACACCGUCACCAUGUUUCUCGUCGACGUCUCGCCGUCCAUGGGCAAGACCCGCGUCGUCGACGGCCCCGACGGCCCAAACGGCCUGACGCGCACAACCGAAAUGACCCACCUCGAGUGGGCACUGCAGUUCGUCAUGCUCAAGGUCCAGGAAAUGAUCUUCAAUGGAAGGAAGACAGACAAAUGCGGCGUCGUGCUCUUCGGCACGGAGGGCACCGACAACCUCAUACACGACACAAACGGUGGCUACGAGCACGUCUCGGAGUACAUCCAGAUCGCGCAGCCCAACGCAGGCACCCUCGCAAAGCUCGCCGCCCUCCGCCCCUCCGACGAAACCGUCGGUGACCCGAUCGACGCGCUCAUAGUCGGCGUCCACACCCAAGACAAGCACCUCGACGGCAAAAAAACGUGGACGAGGAAGGUCGUCCUCCUCACCGACGGCGACAACCCCAUCGAGAUCGAGGACUGGCAGGCCAUCGUCCAGAAGAUGUCCGCCCUCGACGUCAAGCUCACCGUAGUGGGCGUUGACUUUGACGACGAAGAGUUUGGCUUCGUGCAAGAGGACAAGUCCCAUAUCAAGCGCGAGAACGAGGCCUUCUUCCACAAGUUCGUCGACGCCCUGCCCAACGCCGUCAUGGGCACCCUCGAGUUUGCCCUCCAAGAAGUCACGAGGCCCGACAUCAAGCAGACAAAGUCCGCGCUUAUGGGUACCGUCCUCCGGCUGGGCGACCCGGACAACUACCCGAACGACUCCAUGGAGAUCCACGUCAAGUCGAGCAAGUGCACCGCCCUCGCGCGGCCCAAGAGCUGGAAGCGCUUUGCGAAGCGCGAGAUGACGGAGGAAGAAAGUAUGGACUUUGAGCGCGCCCGAGACGAGGGCGAAGACGAGGAAAAGACGAACGUGUUCGCGGAGCUCAAGAUGCGCUCGGAAUACGUCGUCGACACGAAUCCAAACAAGGCCGACGAGGCCGACGAGGACCAGGACGAAGAUGAGCACAAGGACGCGGAUGACGAGACUCACCACCUGGAAAAGAUCGAAAAGGAAGAGCUGGUGAGGGGGUUCAAGUACGGAGCCACUUACGUGCCGUGUCCGGACGGUCAAUUCAAACGACUGCCAACAAAGAAAGGCAUCGAGAUCUGCGGGUUCUUCAAGGCAGAUGGUUUCCGACGUGAACAAGCCAUGGGUGAGGUACAGUACCUGUGGGCAGAGCCCACCUCCGGGAAGGACCAGGUCGCGCUGUCUUCGCUGGUGCAAGCCAUGGAUAAGCACCAAAUGUACGCCGUGACCAAGUGGGUCUCCCGCGAGGGCAUGGACCCCAGGAUGGGCGUCCUCGCGCCCUGUCGCUUCGACAAAGUAGACUGCUUCCUCUGGGUGCAGAUGCCGUUCGCAGACGACAUUAGGAAGUACACCUUCCCGCCGCUCGAGAACCUGAUCAACAAGAAGGCCGAGCGCGUCGCGAAGCACCCGUACAUCCCCACCGACGAGCAGAUGGACGCCAUGGGCCACUUCGUCGACGCAAUGGACCUGAUGCAGGCCGGCGAGAAGGACGAAGAAGGAAACCGGGCGCCGUGGUUCGACACGCGCCUGUCCUACAACCCCGCGAUCCACCGCAUCAAGCAGGCGCUCUUCCACAGCGCGGUCGCCCAGGACCUCUCCUCCAACCCGCUCCCGCCCCCGCACCCCGAGCUCACGAAAUACUUCAACCCGCCAAAGCGCGCGCUCAAGCGCGCCCGCGACGCCAUCGACGACUGCAAGGCCGCGUUCCGCGUCAAAGAAGCCCCGAAGAAAGUCGCAAAGACGCGCAAGGACGGACACGUGCGCGCGCAGGGCAGCGACGACGACGCGUUGCUCCUCGACCGCGUCCCCAAGCUCGCGCGCGAGGCGACCCAGUCGCAGCGCGCCUUCGCCCCCGCCACCUCCACCGCCCGCGCGACCCGCAUCACGCUCAAGAAGAACGACGUCGACAGCGGCUCCGAGACCGGAUCAGACGACGACAGCGCAGAGCUCCUCCUCGGGCGCGCGCGGCGCCAGCUGCCGCUGCCGACGCCCGAGCCCGAGCCCACGCCCAAACUCGCGCCCAAAUCCGAGCCCGAGCCCGAGCCCGAGCAGGACGCAGAGUCGGACGCGGAGACCGACUACGGGCGCGAGCCUGGGCGGAUCGUCGGCACGCUGACGCCGCUGCGCGACUUCCGGCGGAACCUCGCGCGCGGGGACGUGGUGAGCAAGGCGGUGGAGGACAUGGGCUGGGCGGUGCGCGAGGUCGUGCUGCGCCCGUUCGCGGCGCGCCGGCGCGCGGAGGUGCUCGAGUGCAUGGCUGCGCUCAGGGAGGCGUGUCUGCUCGAGGACGAGAUCGAUGCCUGGAACAGCUUCCUCAAGGGCCUCCGCGAGGCGUGUCUGGCCGACCCUGGGAACCCCUCGUUCUGGCAGGAGAUCAGAAAGCAAGGCGCGAAGAUGAGCCUGAUUGGCAAGUCGGAGGCGAAGCGGCAGGGGGGCAGGUCGGAUGUCCCGGAUGACGUCGCGCACGAUGUGAGUCGUUUUUGA
Molecule: messenger RNA, 2562 nt
Organism: Heterobasidion irregulare TC 32-1
Lineage: Eukaryota; Fungi; Basidiomycota; Agaricomycetes; Russulales; Bondarzewiaceae
Exons: 12
Coding region: 1-2562 (853 amino acids)
Biological process (GO): cellular response to X-ray; telomere maintenance; double-strand break repair via nonhomologous end joining
Cellular component (GO): nucleus; Ku70:Ku80 complex
Molecular function (GO): damaged DNA binding; double-stranded DNA binding; telomeric repeat DNA binding
Source: RefSeq, a predicted model, not a curated record